This is a messenger RNA of Adineta ricciae, 291 nucleotides long. The record is from the annotation of a GenBank genome assembly. Lineage: Eukaryota; Metazoa; Rotifera; Eurotatoria; Adinetida; Adinetidae.
AUGCCGAACCUUCCUGAGUUCCGUACCACACUUUCCGAAACAUUUCUCCAUUUACGAAGCCAUCAGAGGUUCCGUAUCAGACCUCCAGAACCAUACCUCAUUUUCCGAAAUCCUGUGGGGUUUCGUACCAGACGUCCGCAGCCAUUCAUCCCUCUCCGAAACCAUGAAGAGUUCUGUGCUACACUUCCCGAACCACUUCUCAUUUUACGGAAACACGUGGGCUCCGAUACUGGGCCUCCCGAACCAUUACGGUUCCGCCACACACCUCCAGAGCCAUUCAUUCCUUUCUGA